Dentiscutata erythropus is the source of this 133-nucleotide messenger RNA. NCBI's taxonomy places the organism in Eukaryota, Fungi, Glomeromycota, Glomeromycetes, Diversisporales, Gigasporaceae. The record is from the annotation of a GenBank genome assembly.
CCAAGCGUUAGGCGCAAAAGGGGGAUCUGCAGUCGAUGUGGAAAGGCCAAUAAUUGAUGUAGAAGGACCAAUAAUUGAUGUAGAAGGACCAGUAAUUGAUGUAGAAGGACCAGUAAUUGAUGUAGAAGGACCA